Molecule: messenger RNA, 2067 nt
Organism: Acanthosepion pharaonis
Lineage: Eukaryota; Metazoa; Mollusca; Cephalopoda; Sepiida; Sepiidae
Source: the annotation of a GenBank genome assembly
AUGGUUGAAUUCAUCGUGGCUGACCGCAGGUGGACGGCACGAGAGUAUUUUUUUCAAGUCUUCUUUUUUUCAAGUCUUCUUUAUUCAAGUCUUCUUUUUUCAAAUCUUCUCUUUUUCAAGUCUUCUUUUCUUCAAGUAUUUUUUUCCAAGUCUUCUUUUUCCAAGUCUUCUUUUUUCAAGUCUUCUUUUUUUCAAGUCUUCUAUUUUUUAAGUCUUCUUUUCUUCAAGUCUUCAUUUUUCAAGUCUUCUUUUUUCAAGCCUUCUUUUUCAAGUCUUCUUUUUUUUCAAGUCUUCUAUUUUUUAAGUCUUCUUUUCUUCAAGUCUUCUUUUUUCAAGUCUUCUUUUUUCAAGCCUUCUUUUUUUUUUCAAGUCUUUUUUUUUUUUUCAAGUCUUCUAUUUUUUUUAAGUCUUUUCUUUUCUUCAAGUCUUCUUUUUCAGUCUUUUUUCAAAGUCUUCUUUUUUUCAAAUCUUUUUAAGUUUUUCUUCAAGUCUUCUUUUUUUCAAGUCUUCUUUUUCCAAGUCUUCUUUUUUCAAGUCUUCUUUUUUUCAAGUCUUCUAUUUUUUAAGUCUUCUUUUCUUCAAGUCUUCUUUUUUCAAGUCUUCUUUUUUCAAGUCUUCUUUUUUCAAGUCUUCUUUUUUCAAGCCUUCUUUUUUCAAGUCUUCUUUUUUUUCAGUCUUCUUUUUUUAAGUCUUCUUUUCAAGUCUUCUUUUCUUCAAGCCUUUUUUUUCAAGUCUUCUUUUUCCAAGUCUUCUUUUUUUAAGUCUUCUUUUUCAAGUCUUCUUUUUUCAAGUCUUCUUUUUUUCAAAUCUUUCUUUUCAAGUCUUCUUUUCUUCAAGUCUUCUUUUUUCAAGUCUUCUUUUUUCAAAUCUUCUUUCCAAGUUUUUUUCAAAGUCUUCUUUUUUUCCUUUCUUUUUUCAAGUCUUCUUUUUUCAAGUCUUCUUUUUUCAAGUCUUCUUUUUUUAAUCUUCUUUUUAAGUCUUCUUUUUUUUUCAAGUCUUCUUUUUUUCAAGUCUUCUUUUUUUCAAGUCUUCUUUUUUAAGUCUUUUCAAGUCUUCUUUUUUUCAAGUCUUCUUUUUCAAGUCUUCUUUUUUUCAAGUCUUCUUUUUCAAGUCUUCUUUUUCAAGUCUUCUUUUUUCAAGUCUUCUUUUUUCAAGUCUUCUUUUUUCAAGUCUUCUAUUUUUUUUUCUUCAAGUCUUUUUUCCAAGUCUUCUUUUUCCAAGUCUUCUUUUUCAAGUCUUCUUUUUUCAAGUCUUCUUUUUUUCAAGUCUUCUUUUUCAAGUCUUCUUUUUUUUCUUUUUUUUCUUCUUUUUUCAAGCCUUCUUUUUUCAAUCUUCUUUUUUCAAGUCUUCUUUUUUCAAGCCUUCUUUUUUCAAGUCUUCUUUUUUCAAGUCUUCUUUUUUCAAGUCUUCUAUUUUUUUAGUCUUCUUUCUUCAAGUCUUCUUUUUAAGUCUUCUUUUUCAAGCUUUUUCUUUUUUUUUUUCAAGUCUUUUUUUUCAAGUCUUCUUUUUUAUUUUUUUUUCAAGUCUUCUUUUUUUAAGUCUUCUUUUUUCAAGUCUUCUUUUUUCAAGCCUUCUUUUUUCAAGUCUUCUUUUUUCAAGUCUUCUUUUUUCAAGUCUUCUUUUUUCAAGUCUUCUUUUUUUCAAGUCUUCUAUUUUUUAAGUCUUCUUUUCUUCAAGUCUUCUUUUUUCAAAUCUUCUCUUUUUCAAGUCUUCUUUUCUUCAAGUCUUUUUUUCCAAGUCUUCUUUUUUCAAAUCUUCUUUUUUCAAAUCUUCUUUUUCCAAGUCUUCUUUUUUCAAGUCUUCUUUUUUUCAAGUCUUCUAUUUUUUAAGUCUUCUUUUCUUCAAGUCUUCUUUUUUCAAGUCUUCUUUUUCCAAGUCUUCUUUUUUCAAGUCUUCUUUUUUUCAAGUCUUCUAUUUUUUAAGUCUUCUUUUCUUCAAGUCUUCUUUUUUCAAAUCUUCUCUUUUUCAAGUCUUCUUUUCUUCAAGUCUUUUUUUCCAAGUCUUCUUUUUUCAAAUCUUCUUUUUUCAAGCCUUCUUUUUUCAAGUCUUCUUUUUUCAAGUCUAUAA